AUGCGGCUUCCACAGUCGGGAAUCUUUCAUGAGGGGAGAGUACACAUUCUUCUGGCGGGAAAAGGCAAGGACGAUGUCAAAGAGCAAGUGAUUAACAACGAACUAUUUCGGCUUCGAAUGGACAUUGCAGCGGUUCAAGAGACAUGCGGCUUCCACAGUCGGGAAUCUUUCAUGAGGGAGAGAGUACACUUUCUUCUGGCGGGAAAAGGCAAGAACGAUGUCAAAGAGCAAGUGAUUAACAACGAACUAUUUCGGCUUCGAAUGGACAUUGCAGCGGUUCAAGAGACAUGCGGCUUCCACAGUCGGGAAUCUUUCAUGAGGGAGAGAGUACACUUUCUUCUGGCGGGAAAAGGCAAUGACGAUGUCAAAGAGCAAGUGAUUAACAACGAACUAUUUCGGCUUCGAAUGGACAUUGCAGCGCUUCAAGAGACACGCGGCUUCCACAGUCGGGAAUCUUUCAUGAGGGAGAGAGUACACAUUCUUCUGGCGGGGAAACAGGAAGGACGAUGUCAAAGAGCAAGUGAUUAA
Acanthosepion pharaonis is the source of this 528-nucleotide messenger RNA. NCBI's taxonomy places the organism in Eukaryota, Metazoa, Mollusca, Cephalopoda, Sepiida, Sepiidae. The record is from the annotation of a GenBank genome assembly.